AAAAACCGCUGUGGGGACAACAAUGGAGGCUGCACUCACCUGUGUCUACCCAGUGGCCAGAAUUACACCUGCGCCUGCCCCACUGGCUUCCGCAAGAUCAACAGCCACGCCUGUGCCCAGAGAUGGACAUCCGUCGGAUCAGCUUCGACACAGAGGACCUGUCCGACGAUGUCAUCCCACUGGCUGACGUGCGCAGUGCUGUGGCCCUGGACUGGGACUCCCGGGAUGACCACGUGUACUGGACCGAUGUCAGCACUGAUACCAUCAGCAGAGCCAAGUGGGAUGGAACAGGACAGGAGGUGGUAGUGGAUACCAGUUUGGAAAGCCCUGCUGGCCUGGCAAUUGAUUGGGUCACGAACAAGCUCUACUGGACAGAUGCAGGUACAGACCGAAUUGAAGUGGCGAACACAGACGGCAGCAUGAGAACAGUGCUCAUCUGGGAGAACCUUGAUCGUCCCCGGGACAUCGUGGUAGAGCCCAUGGGCGGGUACAUGUAUUGGACUGACUGGGGUGCGAGCCCCAAGAUUGAACGAGCUGGCAUGGAUGCCUCCAGACGUCAAGUCAUCAUCUCCUCUAACCUGACCUGGCCUAACGGAUUAGCUAUUGACUACGGGUCCCAGCGGCUAUACUGGGCUGAUGCCGGCAUGAAGACUAUUGAAUUUGCUGGGCUGGAUGGCAGCCAGAGGAAGGUGCUGAUUGGAAGUCAGCUCCCCCACCCUUUUGGGCUGACUCUCUAUGGACAGCGCAUCUAUUGGACCGACUGGCAGACCAAAAGUAUACAAAGCGCUGACCGGCUGACCGGGUUAGAUCGGGAGACUCUACAGGAGAACCUAGAAAAUCUCAUGGACAUCCAUGUCUUCCACCGCCAGAGGCCUCCAGUGAUAACGCCAUGUGCUGUGGAGAAUGGUGGCUGCAGCCAUUUGUGUCUCCGGUCCCCAAAUCCAAGCGGCUUCAGCUGUACCUGCCCCACGGGCAUCAACCUGCUGAUUGAUGGCAAGACGUGUUCACCAGGCAUGAACAGCUUCCUCAUCUUCGCCAGGAGGAUCGAUGUGCGCAUGGUCUCCUUGGAUAUCCCUUAUUUUGCUGAUGUGGUGGUCCCAAUCAACAUGACCAUGAAGAACACCAUUGCCAUCGGAGUGGACCCUCUGGAAGGAAAAGUGUACUGGUCUGACAGCACGCUGCACAGGAUCAGUCGUGCCAGCCUGGAUGGCUCACAGCAUGAGGACAUCAUCACCACAGGUCUGCAGACCACAGAUGGACUUGCAGUGGAUGCCAUCGGCCGGAAAGUGUACUGGACGGACACAGGGACCAAUCGGAUAGAAGUUGGCAACCUGGAUGGGUCUAUGCGGAAAGUGUUGGUGUGGCAGAACCUUGACAGUCCCCGGGCCAUUGUACUGUACCACGAAAUGGGGUUCAUGUACUGGACAGACUGGGGAGAGAAUGCCAAGUUAGAGCGGUCUGGAAUGGAUGGUUCAGAUCGCACUGUGCUCAUCAACAACAACCUAGGGUGGCCCAAUGGGCUGACUGUGGACAAGGCCAGCUCCCAACUGCUGUGGGCUGAUGCCCACACUGAGAGAAUUGAGGCGGCCGACCUGAAUGGUGCCAAUCGGCAUACGUUGGUGUCACCAGUACAGCACCCAUAUGGCCUCACUCUGCUUGACUCCUAUAUCUACUGGACCGACUGGCAGACCCGCAGCAUCCACCGGGCCGACAAGAACACAGGCAGCAACGUCAUCUUGGUGAGGUCCAACCUGCCAGGCCUCAUGGACAUCCAAGCUAUUGACCGGGCACAACCGCUGGGUUUUAAUAAGUGCGGCUCAAGAAACGGUGGCUGUUCCCACCUCUGUUUACCUCGGCCUUCUGGUUUCUCCUGCGCCUGCCCCACUGGCAUCCAGCUGAAGGGGGACGGGAAGACCUGUGAUCCCUCCCCAGAGACCUACCUGCUCUUCUCUAGCCGAGGCUCCAUUCGGCGCAUCUCCCUGGACACCGAGGACCACACAGAUGUGCAUGUCCCUGUUCCUGGGCUCAACAACGUCAUCUCCCUAGACUAUGACAGUGUGGAUGGAAAGGUCUACUACACAGAUGUGUUCCUGGAUGUUAUCAGGCGAGCGGACCUGAAUGGCAGCAACAUGGAGACUGUUAUCGGACACGGGCUGAAGACCACUGAUGGCCUGGCCGUGGACUGGGUUGCCAGAAACCUGUAUUGGACAGAUACAGGCCGAAAUACCAUCGAAGCGUCUCGUCUAGACGGUUCCUGUCGCAAAGUGCUGAUCAACAACAGUCUAGACGAGCCCCGGGCCAUUGCUGUUUUCCCCAGAAAGGGGUACCUCUUCUGGACAGACUGGGGCCACAUUGCCAAGAUCGAACGGGCCAACCUGGAUGGUUCUGAGCGGAAGGUCCUCAUCAACACAGACCUAGGCUGGCCCAACGGCCUUACCUUGGACUAUGAUACCCGCAGGAUCUACUGGGUCGAUGCCCAUCUGGAUCGGAUCGAGAGCGCUGACCUGAGCGGGAAGCUGCGGCAGGUCUUGGUCAGCCACGUGUCCCACCCCUUUGCCCUCACACAGCAGGAGAGGUGGAUCUACUGGACAGACUGGCAGACCAAGUCCAUCCAGCGUGUCGACAAGUACUCGGGCCGCAACAAGGAGACAGUGCUGGCCAAUGUGGAGGGACUCAUGGACAUCAUCGUGGUGUCCCCUCAGCGGCAGACAGGGACCAAUGCCUGUGGUGUGAACAAUGGUGGCUGUACCCACCUCUGCUUUGCCAGAGCCUCCGACUUUGUGUGUGCCUGUCCUGAUGAGCCCGACAGUCAUCCCUGCUCCCUUGUACCUGGCCUAGCGCCUCCCGCUCCCAGAGCUACCAGCAUGAGUGAAAGGAGCCCAGUGCCACCCAACACAUUGCCCACCACCCUGCAUUCUUCUACCGCCAGGACCCGCACAGCCCUGGAGGGGGCAGGAAGAUGCUCUGAAAGGGAUGCCCAGCUGGGCCUCUGUGUACAUUCCAAUGAGGCUGUACCUGCUGCUCCAGGUGAAGGACUUCACAUCGGCUACGCCGUUGGUGGGCUCCUCAGUGUUCUGUUGAUUUUGAUGGUGAUCGCAGCUUUGAUGCUAUACAGACACAGAAAAUCUAAACUCACGGACCCUGGGAUGGGAAACCUGACCUACAGCAACCCCUCCUACCGAACUUCCACCCAGGAAGUGAAAAUUGAAGCAGUUCCCAAACCAGCCAUGUAUAAUCAACUGUGCUAUAAGAAAGAGGGUGGACCUGACCACAACUACACCAAGGAGAAGAUCAAGAUUGUAGAGGGAAUUUGCCUCCUCUCUGGAGAUGAUGCUGAAUGGGAUGACCUCAAGCAACUGCGAAGCUCCCGGGGGGGCCUUCUACGGGAUCACGUGUGCAUGAAGACAGACACAGUGUCCAUCCAGGCCAGCUCUGGCUCCCUGGAUGACACGGAGACAGAGCAGCUGCUGCAAGAAGAGCAGUCUGAGUGUAGCAGUGUCCACACUGCAGCCACGCCCGAAAGACGGGGCUCUCUGCCAGACACGGGCUGGAAACAUGAACGCAAGCUCUCCUCAGAGAGCCAGGUCUAAGGGGCCACAUUCUUCCCUGCCUGCCCGCUCCUUCUCCUCUGUGGACCUCUGAUCCUUGUGCUCACAUAACAGCAGGCCUCUUUCCCAUGUGCUCAUCUUCCUCCUCCCACCCCAAACUGCUUCCAAGCCCCCCUAGAACCUGUUACUCACCUGAGUCCACAACUUACCUGGGGACAAGAAAUGAGGGCACAUCUCAAGAAUUUAGACCUGUUUACUGUGAACCUCACCUCUUGUGCUCCAUCCUGGGCCCCCUGAAACUGGGCUCAGCAUGAUUCCUGGUCAGCAUAGAGCUUCAUCUCUCUUUCCUCUGGCACCUUCUGUGCCCUGCCCCAGAGUACCGAUGCAAUUGAUGAUGUAAGACUCUUCCCCAGCACAGCUGACAUGAUGGUUUCUCUGUGAACUGGCCUACUAGGGGCUGGGCCUGGAGGUCACAGGUAAAGGGUAAUGGAUAGAGGUCGAGAGAGGGGAAAAUCAUCCCAGCUGGUCUGGGUGUUUGGGAAACCUCCAGCCUCAUAUGUUGGUAACGAUGAAAAGUUUGUGUGGGGUACUUGAGGCCUGGUGUCUUGUCCAUUGCUGGCAGUGGACAUUCUUCUCACCCAGGAAUCACAGCUUUGUCAGCUGUGAUACAGGUGAAGUGUGAGUAUGGCUUAAGCUGUUCUUCCUGCUGGAAUGUCUGGGGCCAAUUCUACCUUGGAUAACUGGAGGCCCCUGUCAUGGUAACUCACUAAUAGGAACUCCCUCCUGGUGCUGCUGCUGGCCAGUACUCUUCCUAAGCCUUUAACUAUGCUGUGAGCUUGAAUGAACAGCGGGUGGGCCUUGGAGACUAGACCUCUAAGACUUUUAAGAAGCUCUGCAUAGAUUAAGCACAGUAUCCGAUGGGCUUCACUGUUCUUUCCCCCAUUCUCUGGGGUUCUAAGAGAAGCAAUUCUCUAACAGCCUCUCAAAGAAUGACUAGACAUUUUCCUAAAUGGUCAGGAAGAACAGCUAGAGAGAGACAAGAUACCCAGGGGCCCAGGAGAAGUAUUAUGAGGUUCAUUCUCAAGUGCUCAGGGACACAAGUUCAUGGACACAACCUGGGACUUUAGGGUGGAAAAGCUCACUGCCAACUCUCCCCAGCCACUGUCCACACUAAACUGCCACCACUUGCGUCAUGCUCCUUUCGACCAAGGGCUUCUCUCAGCAGAGCUGAGACCUUUUUGUGUUGCCCUAAAAUGUCUUCCCGGCUCUUCACUUCUGAGAGAGGGGCGUCUAGGUUUGCUUUUUCUAAUCCAUCCUGAUGGCACCAUCAGUCUCACAGGUCCAGUGAUGAAGAGGGCCAAGGAAGAUGCAAAGUGGCGAGCCAGGAGAAGAAAGGCAGUAAGAACCAGUCCAGAGCAAGCCCAGGCACUUCUCUCUAGAAACUGAGGCACAGGAGAGACUGACAGGAGCUGAGCGUGGAGGGGAGAGCUUUUAGGGGAAUUUUCCUGAUUUAAAACAUCUCUCAUGGUUAUUGCUAUUCAGAGAUCAGCAGCAAAGCAUAUGCAUGAAAAACAGGACAAGAUCAAAUCUUCUCUGGUUAGUUACAGGAGUAGGAGACAGAUGUCAAAGCAUUAGUCUUGUUCUCAGGCCUUUUCCAGUGCACCAAUUAAAAAAGUACAGUGCCACUCCUAAGAGGAAGUAGGGACAUUUCACGCUGAAUGAGGCAGCAUUUGAGUCUUUAAAUUCAUAGUUGGAGAGGAGGAAAAAAAAAACCAAGAAGAGUAGCAUUCUCCUGAGUGGAAAGGGGCAAGGUUCUUAUUGCACUUGGGCUGUUUGGAAUGUAGAAAGGACAUAUUUGAGGAAAUAUCUAUUUGAGCACUGAUUUACUCUGUACAAAGGGCAAAAUCUCUCUGUCCUAAACUAAUGGAAUUGAUUUUUCCCAUGCUCAUGUGUAAUGAUUUUAACAUUACUUACUGGAGAGAUUGGACUUUCUGGAGUUAUUUAACCACUAUGUUCAGUGUUUUAGGGCUUUAUGAUAAUUUAAUAUAAAUUUAGCUUUUCUUAAUUA
This is a messenger RNA of Peromyscus maniculatus bairdii (prairie deer mouse), 5616 nucleotides long. Lineage: Eukaryota; Metazoa; Chordata; Mammalia; Rodentia; Cricetidae. The record is from RefSeq and is a predicted model, not a curated record.